GAAGCAGCAUCCAAGGGACUCCUGGAAGGGGAAGAGAGAGGGCGAGCGAGCGACUGACUCAGUCCUGCUGCAGAGAACUGACUCGAGGCGACGAAGGCAGACAUGGAACAUCAGCUGCUGUGCUGCGAGGUGGAGACCAUCCGACGAGCCUACCUGGAUGCCAACCUCCUCAAUGACAGGGUGCUGCAGACAAUGCUGAAGGCGGAGGAGACCUGCUCGCCCUCCGUCUCCUACUUCAAGUGCGUGCAGAAAGAAAUCUUGCCAUAUAUGAGGAAAAUAGUUGCCACUUGGAUGCUGGAGGUUUGUGAGGAGCAGAAGUGCGAAGAGGAAGUUUUCCCCUUGGCUAUGAAUUAUUUGGACAGAUUUUUGUCGUUUGAACCCCUCAAGAAAAGCCGAUUGCAAUUGCUGGGAGCUACCUGCAUGUUUGUGGCUUCAAAAAUGAAGGAAACUAUUCCUCUGACCGCAGAAAAACUGUGCAUUUAUACAGAUAACUCCAUUAGACCCGACGAAUUACUGCAAAUGGAGCUGCUGCUGGUGAAUAAGCUGAAAUGGAAUCUGGCUGCAAUGACCCCCCACGAUUUCAUUGAACAUUUCCUUACUAAAAUGCCUCUGGCAGAGGACACCAAGCAGAUCAUCCGUAAACAUGCUCAGACUUUUGUGGCUCUGUGCGCUACAGAUAUUAAAUUUAUUUCAAACCCACCCUCCAUGAUCGCAGCUGGCAGCGUGGUAGCAGCUGUGCAAGGCCUGCAUCUGGGGAACACUAACACUUUCCUCUCCUAUCAAUGCCUCACACAUUUCCUAUCACAAGUUAUCAAAUGUGAUCCGGAUUGUUUACGAGCCUGCCAAGAACAGAUUGAGUCCCUCCUGGAGUCCAGUCUACGCCAGGCACAGCAGCACAACGUAUCUUCAGAAACAAAGACUGUAGAGGACGAAGCAGACCUCUCCUGCACACCUACUGAUGUGCGAGACGUGAACAUUUAAAGAGGACUUCUUC
Cinclus cinclus is the source of this 994-nucleotide messenger RNA. It is a transcript of the gene CCND1, whose product is annotated as cyclin D1. The transcript is spliced from 5 exons. Gene Ontology annotation, cellular component: cyclin-dependent protein kinase holoenzyme complex; nucleus; cytoplasm. Gene Ontology annotation, biological process: mitotic cell cycle phase transition; regulation of cyclin-dependent protein serine/threonine kinase activity; positive regulation of G1/S transition of mitotic cell cycle. NCBI's taxonomy places the organism in Eukaryota, Metazoa, Chordata, Aves, Passeriformes, Cinclidae. Bases 103 to 981 code for a protein of 292 amino acids. Gene Ontology annotation, molecular function: cyclin-dependent protein serine/threonine kinase regulator activity. The record is from RefSeq and is a predicted model, not a curated record.